CUAACCCCACCCCCCUCAACCCAGCCCUCGUUAUUUCCUCACUGAGAGAGAAGAGCAAGUGUUCCGCAUUUGGAAUUCUUCCUUUUAUUUCUCUAUAUAUCCAUAUAUCUAUAUUUAUAACAAUAUACUGAUCCAGUGGCCAUGAAGCGAUCAAUUGCCACCGAUGUAGAUCCGGUCACCGGCGAUGAUAAGAAAAUGAAGAAGAUCAAGAUAGAAGAAGAGGAGGAGGAGGAGGAGCCGAAGAAAUCAUCAUCUGUGUUGAUGGACGAGAACUUGCUGUAUGAGGUGUUGAAGCACGUGGACGCGCUCACGCUGGCCACCGCCGCGUGUGUCAGCAAGCAGUGGCACACGACGGCGCAGGACGAGCGUCUCUGGGAGCUGAUCUGCACCAGGCACUGGGCCAACACCGGCUGCGGCAGCCAACAGCUCCGAUCGGUGGUUCUUGCCCUAGGCGGCUUCCGUCGCCUCCACUCUCUCUACCUCUGGCCUCUCUCCAAGCCGCCUUCUUCCUCCUCCUCCUCCUCUUCAUCCUCCGCCUCCUCGUCGUCGGCGUGGCCGUGUCUACCUCCUCCGCCGCGUCCGGCGGUUCCGGCGAAGCCCGCCACCGCCAAAACUCGCUGGGGAAAGGAUGAGGUUCAUCUCUCGCUGUCUCUGCUCUCGAUUCGUUACUACGAGAAGAUGAAUUUCAAUAACCGAAGCAAAUGACUUAAACUAAGCUUGAAUUUGUCUUGAUUCUGCUUUAACUUUUGGUUUUUCGUUUAAUUCGUGUCAUUAUAUGUGUUUGUAUGAUCAGAUCUGUAUCCUAACUAUGUGCUAGUUUCUUGAUUUCUGAGAUCCUUUGUAAAUUUAGAUAUGAUUGAUCUAUUAUGUUAUUAUUAUAUAAUUAGAGGUGUGAUGUUAUUGUGA
This is a messenger RNA of Cornus florida, 906 nucleotides long. RefSeq names its product F-box protein GID2. Bases 142 to 705 code for a protein of 187 amino acids. Gene Ontology annotation, biological process: regulation of gibberellic acid mediated signaling pathway. Lineage: Eukaryota; Viridiplantae; Streptophyta; Magnoliopsida; Cornales; Cornaceae. The transcript has a single exon. The record is from RefSeq and is a predicted model, not a curated record. Gene Ontology annotation, cellular component: SCF ubiquitin ligase complex. Gene Ontology annotation, molecular function: protein binding.